Molecule: messenger RNA, 5760 nt
Organism: Amoebophrya sp. A120
Lineage: Eukaryota; Dinophyceae; Syndiniales; Amoebophryaceae
Source: the annotation of a GenBank genome assembly
GUUGCUCGUCCGCUUCUCCAUUCUAGUUGAAACCACAUGCGACCGCGAUAAAAGACCCUCGUCUUCACACCGGGCCGUGUCAUUGACGUCGUUGACUUUUUUAGCCACUUGAUUGAAGUUACUCCCGUGCAUCUCAGAAGCCAAGUGGAGCGGAUCAUGCCCACCUCUCUCCCACCACCGGAACAAGAACGCUCGGCCGAGCUCCCCACGCUUUUGCGAGGGACGCACGACGGCUCGCAGCAUGGCCACAGCAGUUCCAAAACAACCAAAACUGGCGCAACAAUCCAUCCGACAACCUCUGCCGGCGUGUUUGGCAAAAACCAGUUGCUACCACCCUCGGUGGACGCCACGACUCCUCACCCCAUCACCGAGGAGCCCGUCGUGCCACCAGCUGCCUUGCGUUUGCCCAUCCGGCACAUGGUUGUAAGCACACCGGAAAAAAUCGCGCGCGAGUUCUUCAUGCAGCCCACGCCAGACAUCGGCGACCUGGUCCUGGACGUCGAACAGGAGGUGUUAGAAGAGGAGGAGCUGCGACUGGAGCAUGAAAGGUAAGUCGAUUUUUUUCAAAAGCGAUUUCAUUGUUCUUGUUGCAAGGAAGGUCUUGUCAUGUGUCCUCUCGCCGCAAGGAAUGGAAUAGAACCGCAUGGCAAAAAAGUAAUUAAUCAAACAACAGAACCUCUCGCUCUCCUACCGUUUUCGCCUGUCCUGAGCGGCAGAACAUCUCCAGUACCGAGCAGUCGCCGGACCGGAAACUGUCUUCUGACCGGACCCUUGCCGCUGCCGGCGGCUUCACUCCGACUCUGCUACAGGACUGGAAUACAACGGAUAACGAGAAUAAAGAUACGACUGAGAAAAACAAAAAGAAGCAGCAAGAACAACUCCCCCGCUCAAGCUCCCUGAAGAAGAAGACAAAUAAAUUUGGCACAGUCAUUUCUACUCCCGGCGCAACUAUCAGCAAGACACAUUCCACCGGGCAGCAGCACCAAAACAUGAAAGUUAGCCAGCCGAUCCAGAAGCGGGUUUCCUUUUCCGAGGAACUGUUUCUGCAGUCGAUCCAGUAUCUGCCUACGCCUGUCGACGGCGAAGAGGACGGCGAGCGGGUGGAUAGUACUUCUGAAAAAAUCUUCACAAUCGGGGAGAUGAACAUUAAGGCCCACAGUCGUGCAGUCAGGAAGGAAGACCAGACGACAUCGUCUUUCGGAGAAGCGGAACAACAGGAACGACAGUCCAACAAAUCGAUCCGCUCCCUCUCCCCCUCCAUCAGCCCCAAGGUUCGGCGUGGCCGCGGCUACGCGCACGGGCGGAACUCGAGUUUGAUCGGCGAUAUGGGGGAGGAUCCCAUGGUGGAGGAGGACGACGAAGACCUGUUUCUGGACCAGUUAGGUGCAGCAGCAGCAGCAGCAGCGCACGAACAACCACGCUCCGAACAAUUGGAUCGUGAUCUUCCGCAUGUAGUUGACAAAGAACUCGUCCAGGAUCAAGAAACUUCCUUUUCCGCUGUCCCGACCCAGAAUCUGUACGAACCGCUGGAUCAAGUAGAGGAUGUGACUUCCUCUGGUGCCUGUUCGCUGUACUCGCAAGAGCAGCGGUCUUUAGACGAUGCUACGAUCUGCGCUGCGGUGGACACGCUGUUGCCGAUUUCGACCGCCUAUCCACUGUAAAUAUGUCUGGGUCCUCUGGAAACUUGUGAUGCGCGUGCGGCACUCGUGAGGACUUUCAAUUGACGGCCAACAAGCAUGAGAAGUUUUUGAGCUCCCACUAACUUUGGAGCUGUCGUCUAUUCUACAUGGCAAACUGCGUCGACAACAAAGUGGGGCGUUUGCGUAACGUGCAUGAGAGGAGAAUUAAGGUUUAUGCUAAUCAAGCAUGACAAACUCUUCCGAACGCAGACAUAUUUGCGAUGCAUACCACCGCCUUGCAGUCCUCCGCCACUAUGGACCUGGAAGAAGAAUGGCGGAUCGACGCGGCGUUGCGAAAGUUGGCGAGAAUGCAAAAGCAAAAACGGCCUUCGGAGGUGGAUGACGCGGUGCUGAUUGAAAGUGACGACCUGCUCUCCAAUUCUUCCUCCAGCGGUGGCGGUAACUUCUAUGCCACAAGCGACAGUUCGUCGGACGACUUUGGUUUCGACGGCGUCAAUGUUGAUCAUGCGGGAAAAAAGAAGUUUUCGAAACUGGGAAAGAUCCGUUCCGGUGCGGAAACCUCGAAAAUGGUGAACAGCACGGCGAAGGUGGUAGAGGGGUUGAUGUUGAGUGGUCUCAACAACAGCAUUCCCACUCUAGAUUUGGAGAACACAGCAGGCGAACCACAACAGCUGCAAUUUGAACGGCAUCUUCUUGAUGACGAGGGACCUUUUUUAUCGAACACAGGAUCUUCUCUCUCUCCCAUCGCGCACACAAGUUCGUUCCCCGAAGCCGCGGCGAUCAUGGCAACUACUUCUACAACUUCUACAUCAUACAAUCCUUGGGAGCCCUCCUCCAUGAUCGGCGAAGAAAACGUGCAGUCUACAACCACGCGAACCAUCUCCCUGUCCGCGUCCCCCGAGUGCCGGAAAUCCGGGGCGGAAUAUCUGGCGAACUUUCUCUCCACUUUGGAGAACGUCGACCAGGACCUGGUGCAGACGUUGUUUCCGUCUCUGAAGAGCAGCGGUUCCUGUGGACGAAACAAGGACGGUGCUGAGAUUACUACACUUCUGGAACAAGAAGACGAAAUCGACUACGACGACCUGAACAAGACGCCGAAGAAACGGACGUCUCUAGCGGGCAUGCGACCAGUGUCUUUGUCCCGGUCCCCGAAGAAGAAACCAAACUGCAAAAGUCCAAAACCGGAGAUUUUGACGGAGAUUCGGUCCUUCAACGAGCUAGUGAUGCCGAACCGGUUGGAAACUCUGAUCCCGGAGGGAAGGACGGGGUUUGAAAUGAUUCGUGCGGAGAAGAAGAACAAUCAGAAGGACCAUCCUGAAGAAGUUGAGGCAGAACAGAAAGAAUCUCCUUCGAAAACCGCUUUUCCCGCCGAGAGCAUGAUGAAGAACGUGGUAAAAACUACUUUGCCACCCAGUAGUUCUUCAGGUGCUGUUGUUUUCCCGAGUAAAUCUCACGCGGAUAAAAAUGUGGUGCUGGUCCGGCCGGCUUGGGAGACUUUCGCGAACAGUCCGAUGGAUGGUGAGCAGGGGGAUGUUGGGAGAAUUGUCGGUUCUGCUGGGGGAGAGAGUAAUGAAAACGAAGCGGAGGUUCUUGCUGGAAAUGAUGACGAAAUUGAGAAACAACGCGACCAGAAAACGAUGGGAAUUUCUGCAAAGCCAAACUCUACUUCCUGUUCCUCUCCCACGAAAAAUCAUGUUGCACUAGGUCCAUCUCGGCCAACAACCAAUGGGGAUUCCAAAGUGGUCGUAACAAAAACGACCUGUGCGGUGGGGGCUCCUUCUGCUACACAAAUACAAGACACCAGUGCGAUUUGUGCCAAGACCAACACUGCUGCUUUGUCCAAAAUCUCCUCCACGGCAAAAUUUGGAACGACAUCUGGUAUCCUGUUCCAACCGAUUCAGCACAUGAAGUGCUUGGAUUUCCGUCCCAGUUUGGGCGUCGCAGCGUCUUCGGCGCGUGCGCGUGGUCCUGGGGCGCAACAGCAAAUAAUUUCCUCGGUGACGAUGAAUGAAAUGAAUACGGCUGAUGUUGUUCCUCCACCUCCUGCGGCUUCGGGUUUUUCCUCUGUUAUCAUCCCCCCCGCCGUCGUGAUGAACAGGACCAAUUACAAGUACGCGUUUCAACCCGGUUUUCGUACCACCACGCAGGUGAACGCGAAGAUCCAAUCUUCCGUCCCGGUACCGCCACCCCAAACCCGGAAACUGAUUUUGACAACCGGAGGCAGCACCACGACAAAUCCAUCUAGAACCACGAUUAGUAGUUCUUUUCCAGCUCAGCACGGUGUGCUACCCCAGCAGACUUCGAAAAAUACUAAAACCGGGACGACUAAUAUUGUGAAGAAGUUGAUGCAAAAAGAACAGAACUACGAAAGCGCUACGGCAGUUUCGGAUCAACAUGCUGUCACCGCGAAGCUGCUUAUCCCUAUCGAUGCUAGUGCAACUGCUGUCGGAGUAGAACAGGAAAGAGCUGUUGGUACGACCAUGCAGAAGAGUCUCGCCCGGCCGACAAUGCAGGAAAUCCAGACAAGCGGUGUUGCGGGAAAGACGACGGUGACACAGACAUUGAUUGAAGACAAUGUGUGCAAACAUUCUCAGUCUUUACUAGCCGAUGAAAUAUCAAACCAUCCUACUUCUGGAGAGCAGCAGCCGGUCCGGAGGUUGACCAGGACGAAAGUGCGGCGGUCGAUUACGCCAUCGAAGAAUGGAAUGAAAGAUGGCGGUAUUUCUGCAACUAGUCGUGGUCCGAGCCUGGUGAUGAACAAUAUCAAACGAGGAUCUCCUACUACUUGUGGUUCGCCGAAAGAAGCACCCAUGCCUGGAGGCUCUUUUGCAGGAGCUAUGACAACGUCGAACACGACCCCGGUGAAGAGCAGUCCGGGAAACAACUACAACAACCGCAGUACUAAGAGCAGUCCCAAGGUGCUCCGAUCUACCAACUCGGCGCGGAAAAUAAAAGACACGAACGCGGCGGCGGUGGCUAUUUCCAACAAAACGUUGACAAGCGGAAGAACCUCGUUUACUACCAACAAACAAUCGUCUCCCUCACCGGCGAAAAUCAUUGCGAGCAGCAUCAAAACGAAGUCACCACCGAAUUCCGCGGGGUUGCAUCAUCAUAUCGCCGAUGGUGCUAGUACGACAGAUGCUGUGAUGAAGAUGCUGCACAACAACUCCGAAGAUCAAGAAUCUCCUCCGGUGAACCAGCAAAACAUCAACGACACUAUCACCCUCUCCAGCCGCGUCGAGAAGCCGCGCGCGUCCUGUCCCACCGCAAUUUGCCAGCCGCAGCCGCCAAAGUUACCUGCUGGGGUUGUGGGUGGUAUGCUGGACGCUGAGAAUCAAUACCAAACAGCUGCGGGUGUGAUGAACCGGAGCGCGUCCGUCUGCUCGCUGAAAACCCCGACGGAAAUUGCGAACAAGGUGAAGUACCAACUCCCGCGGAAGUUCCUGAAGUUCACGCCAUUGCCGGAAAAUCAGUCCAUUUUUUUCCCAGGAGGAUUGCCGAUGCCGAAUUGCCGGGGUGGGUUAUUGCGGACUGGGAAAUGAUGAGAUAGGAGGAGUGAUGAAUAGAAUAAGUUUUGAAGUUUUUCAAUUCGGUAGUUUUAAUAGUGUACGAGUACGAGUACGAAUUUACCGAGCAUCGCGCUGCAAUUGCAAAGCCAUGGGUUACUGUCGUUUCAUGUUUGGGGUCACACUUUUUUUUACAAAAAUUGCUACGGAUUGAGGCAUGUUUCUUUUUUUCAGUAAGGCGAAGUUGGGCUUGGGAGCCACGCCCACUGCACGAGAGUCCAAUUGAAAAUCUAAUGAUAUACAAAAUCAAAAUGUUUCAUCACGCACACGCUCUUCCUACCUCUACCAUCAUAUUCCGCUUUCUUCCGAAUAACAUAACUGAAAGCCUAUGUUGACAUAGAAGUUUCAUGUUUUUGAUGUUGUUUCUCACUUUUAGUUUUUUGGUCGUCGUUGUGAAUUUCAAAACUACAAUUUCCAUGUGAGCGAUAAGUCUAUCGCCUCUGUUGAGUUUUUUGGACACUUCCAAGAAAAUGUGCAUCCUAUUGUCAAUGCAAAGGGACAAGCAGACACGACAAGCGCUACGUCAUUUAUGUGACCCCGCAACUAAAGGAGAU